UUUGUGGUCGUUUCUUGUUUACAAUGGGUUGUUAUUGAUAAACCCAAUCUCGUGUAAAUUAUUUUUUUCCUGGAUUUCCAUUGCAGUAUAACCGACGAAUAUACAUUUCUCUUCCGCAAUGGCCACGUACGUUUCACAGUACUCUACAACUGGAUUCUACCGAGCACCGGUAUCAAAAGGGCUGAUGGGAGCUUUGUUCAUCACCUGCACAGCCAUCCAUGUCCCUCUACUGUCUCAUCUACGGCUGUACCUCAUAUGUCAACUGCCAAACACUUUCACGUCUGGCGAGGUGUGGAGGUUGUUUACAUCACAAACAGCCUUUCUCGAAACAAAAGAUUUAAUUUGUGCAGCAUUGCUUAUAUACUACUUCAGAGUGUUCGAAAGACGACUGGGCUCCAAGAAGUUUGCUUCCCACUUGCUUGCCACUAGUCUCAUUUCGCUUGGGCUGCAAGUACCAAUCAUUUUGCUCAUCAGAUCCACAGAAUGGGCCUCAUAUCACCAUGGGCAUCUCCCUCCUGGCCCAUAUGGAUUGAUCUUUCCACUCUUUGUACCGUACCUGUGCGAUAUCCCGAGAAUGACUCGUACACAUAUCCUUGGGAUACCCAUCACAGGAAAAACACUGACAUAUUUAGUAGGUCUGCAAGUGUGCAGCACCUCUUUCCCGACGGCUGUCUCGGCAUUUUGCAGCAUUGCUGCUGGACUGUUGUACAGAUGGAACGUGUUGAGGGUUCAAGACUGGCUGGCCAUACCCGAUUGGCUAGCCCGGAUAACAGACAUGACCUUUGGCCGAUUAUUAUCCUCAUCACCGCCCGCCGACGGGCCAAUGGGUGCCACGUUGGAAAUUCAACGGCAGGAGCAAAUGGAGAGGCUUGAACAUCAAAUGCUGCUCCAACGAUCCCGGGACGGACCUCCUCGUCAGAACACGGGGCAAGGCUACGCCGAGCGUCUCGUCGGUCCCGAAAUGCAGUGGGGCGAGCAAGGUGCCAACGGACACCCACGGCGCCGCCGAGAUUUCCCCAAUAUCUUCAAUCCGAACGAAGUUCGACCAAACGACCCAACACCACCGUCCGAAGAGAACGUGACCUUCUUGACGAGUAUGGGCUUUAGCCGCGACCGUGUCAUGCGAGCCUUACAAACGACUGGAAACAACGUCGAAGCAGCCACCAAUUUACUGUUACAGGAAUAAUAAAUUCGGAGAAAAGAAAUGAGAAAAACAACAACGUCAAAAAUUAAUUAAUUAUUAUUAUUUUUUUUUUCAAGUAAGCGAGAAUAAUCAUCUUACCCCCCACCUCUCUAUUACUUAUUGUGUCGAUGUAAUUCUGUUGUUUGUUUGUUUUCCGAUUCCCAAAUUGUGAGGAUAUCAUUGUUUUUUCUUUUUCAAUUUUUUAUUAUGAUAAAAGAAGAACCAUUUUGUCGUGAUUCGUAAAUUUUUUUGUUUUGUUUUGUGAGUUUUUGAAAACUGUUUGUUUACAGGGUGGUAAAACACAGAAAUAUCAACAUGCAAUUCUUCUCUUUA
Daphnia pulicaria is the source of this 1516-nucleotide messenger RNA. Its product is annotated as ubiquitin-associated domain-containing protein 2-like. The record is from RefSeq and is a predicted model, not a curated record. The transcript is spliced from 8 exons. Bases 119 to 1186 code for a protein of 355 amino acids. NCBI's taxonomy places the organism in Eukaryota, Metazoa, Arthropoda, Branchiopoda, Diplostraca, Daphniidae. Gene Ontology annotation, molecular function: serine-type endopeptidase activity; protein binding.